AUGUCAGAAAAUCGUGAUCAAAUUCCACUACCACCACCAUCAAUUAUAUUUAUCAUCAAUCAACAAUCAACAAAUAUAGAAAAUGAUCAUUAUCAUAAUUAUAGUUUAUGUGAAGGUGAUCAUGAUCAUCUAUCAGAAUCAAGUUCAACAACAAAUCAAGCUAGUCAACAAAAUAAUAAUAAUAAUAUAAGAUCAACACGAUCAUAA
Molecule: messenger RNA, 207 nt
Organism: Rotaria sp. Silwood2
Lineage: Eukaryota; Metazoa; Rotifera; Eurotatoria; Philodinida; Philodinidae
Source: the annotation of a GenBank genome assembly